AUGUAGAAUUAAUAAUAGCGAGUAGAGCGUGUGGGUUGGCAGAUAGAAGGCAUCCUGUUUGAUAGGAAGCACAUCAAAGCAUAUAGAUAACAGUUAACAAAAUCCAGUUUCCUUCGGGCCAGUGUGCUGCCGCUCUGGUCCCAAGUAUCGUGCUCCGUCUCAAAAUCGUAAUCAUAAAGUGAAACAACAUGACAUUUGUUCUCUUCCUUCUCGUCGUCUUGUCGUUGGAUCAGUGUAUGGGACAAAUUAUCGAUAUCGGUGACGUGUGGGAGAUCAAAUGCCCGCAGGGAUGCACCUGUGAGAUCCAGAAGUAUUCCGAUCUGUCCCUGCAUCAAUGGGCCGGCACGAACAGAAAUAAUAAUCAGGAUAUACCACCUUCCGACGAUGUUGAUUUUAACAUGGACAAUCCGAUGGCUCACGAAUUGCUGAAAAUCGCGACGUGCGUGAUUGUUGACAACCCCGAGGAACUUUUGGCUAAGCUUCCCUCGGAUAUACAGGUUCUGACGUUACUCGAAUCGGGCAGCGGGGACGUUGAUAUUCUUCUGCAAGCCGCUGCAUUCCAACGCUUCACCGAACUGAUAUCGCUGGACGUUCAAGGGCUAGAUUACAGCGACCCCUCCAUGAAAGAGGCGAAUAAUCGUACGGAAAGAGGCGGCGUUAUUCUCGCGUCUGACGCAAUGUAUCCUCUAGGACCCACUUUACUGUAUCUAAAUUUGGAACGAGUCAAAUUGUCGAAUUUAAAUUUGCCGAACAAGGGCAAGGCGAACCUGGUGAUCAAGCCGAUGAAUUCGCAGGAAACGAAGACAAUCGACGAAAGCCAGAUGUCUGCGAGCAAUACCAGCCAGCACAAGGGUCACAGGCUCAUAUUUCUAAGCCAACAGAAUAACGAGGACAAGGAGAUAUUGCCAUACAAUCUGUACAAACAAGAACUGGAAGGCUACAGAGAAAACGUUGAGCUGUUUGCCGCGCUCGGUGCGCUGACUCAUUUAAGGGUGUACGAUUGCGCCCUGAAAGAUAUAUCUUGGCACAUGUUCGACGGCCUCAACAGCCUCCUCUAUCUCUCGCUGGAAAAGAACAGUCUGAAGUUCAUUCCCGAAUUUUGCUUCUACGGCACGCCGAACUUGAGAUCGCUCUCACUCGCAGGCAACGAAUUAUUGACACUGAAGUGCGUAGACCUGGCAGGAUUACUUCUGCUGGAACAUCUGGAUUUGAGACAAAAUAAUCUAACGUUCCUAUCGGAGUUGUCGUUUCCGCCAUUCCCAGCACUUGUCAGCGCUGAUUUCACGGACAACCCUCUGGAUUCCAUUUUUCCAAGUACCUUCGAGAUCAUGAAUACGACAAUAAAACUGUAUGUCGGUGGUGCGGCGGCAAAACUGAAACUGCAGAAGAACUCGUUACUGGGUUUACGCCGCGCCGAGAUACUGCACAUGUACAAUCUAGAGAUACCUGUAUUAGAACGUUUCAUCCUGCAAGGAGUGCCGUCGUUGACGCACCUCAAGAUGCGAGGAAUCGUCUCGAGCAUCGAUUUCGACGCCUUUGUCGACCUUGCCAAUUUGCUGGACCUCGAUCUAAGUAAUUGUCACAUUCAGCGAAUUUCUAUGGACGCCUUCUACGGCUUGGAGAAAGUCGGGAGAAUUGACUUGUCGAAUAACGAUUUUGAAGCGAUACCGCCCGGUUUGUUCACCGCUCAACAGCAGAAGGAACUGAGAGAAAUUAUACUUACGGGGAACAAAUUAACUUCGCUACCUUUAGAUUUCUUUAGAAACCUGAGGCUGCCGAAUAAACAGACGCGCGUACAAAAUAUAAGAUUGGACGACAAUCCUUGGGAUUGUGCGUGCACGAUGGUCACCUGGAAUCCCAAUUUGGUGAACAGAAAUAAGGAGACGGCUCCGCGCUGUUCAACGCCAAAACGAUUGCAGAACUGGGGAGUCUUCUAUGCAUUGCGCAAAGGUGGUUUACAAUGCAGAGGCCCGAAGAAAAGGUACAUUCGAAAAUUCCUGAAGACGAGAAGCUUUGAUGAGGAUAACAAUAUCAGUUAGCCAAUCUCUCUCUCUCCUCAAAUUGUACGUGUAUACUGAUAUACACGCAGGAUUAACGAAAGAAAUACAUAAAAAAAAAUUUUUACAUAACGUGCCUCCCUUUCCAAAAAUAUAAAUUUGAUCCUUCAUUUUAGGGCAAGUAUUAAUAUACGUUUGCGCACGUGGAAAUUACCGUUUCAUAUUCUAACAAAGUUCUACUUGAUAUAUGCAAAUGUAACAUCUUUUAAAUGUUAUUUGAUAAACAAUAUACAUCAUUGAGAAUUGUAACAUUAA
This is a messenger RNA of Wasmannia auropunctata (little fire ant), 2312 nucleotides long. RefSeq names its product insulin-like growth factor-binding protein complex acid labile subunit. Lineage: Eukaryota; Metazoa; Arthropoda; Insecta; Hymenoptera; Formicidae. Gene Ontology annotation, molecular function: protein binding. The transcript has 6 exons. The record is from RefSeq and is a predicted model, not a curated record. Bases 189 to 2039 code for a protein of 616 amino acids. Gene Ontology annotation, cellular component: plasma membrane.